AUGUCGAGCUACGACAACACGAGGUAUGCCUCGCAGGAGAUGAUGACCAUCUUCUCGGCCCGCGAGCGCGCCAGCACCUGGCGUCAGCUCUGGGUCUGGCUUGCCGAGGCUGAAAAGGAGCUGGGACUCCCCAUCCCGGACGAGGCUCUGGACCAGAUGCGUGCGAACGUGGUGGUAUCCGACAAGGCUUUUGCCUCUGCUCGGGACUACGAGGCCAAGUUUCGGCACGACGUCAUGGCCCAUGUCCAUGCCUAUGGCGAAGAUGCCCCUGCUGCCGCUGGCCACAUCCACCUCGGUGCUACUAGCUGCUAUGUCACCGACAAUGCCGACCUGAUCUUCCAGCAGCGUGCCCUGGAUCUCAUCCUUCCCAAGCUCGCCAAGGUCAUCAAGAAUCUGCAAGAAUUCGCGCUCAAGUAUAAGGACAUGCCGACCCUGGGCUUCACGCACUACCAGCCGGCCCAGCUCAUCACUGUGGGCAAGCGUGCUGCGCAGUGGAUUCAGGAGCUCAUGAUGGACCUGGAGGACAUCGAGACGGUCCGCGAGAGGCUCCAGUUCAGGGGCGCCCAGGGCACCACUGGCUCGCAAGCGACCUUCCUCGAACUGUUCAACGGCGAUGCCGAGAAGAUCACGAAGCUUAACGAGAUCCUCUGCAAGAAGGCGGGGUUCCCAUCCACCUACGCCAUUUCCACUCAGACUUACACCAGAAAGGUCGACCUCCGGGUUGCCAAUGCCGUCUGCGCCCUCGGCGCCACGGCCGAGCGGAUCUGCUCGGAUAUCCGCCACCUGGCCAACCUGAAGGAGAUGGAGGAGCCGUUCGAGAAGAGCCAGAUUGGAAGCUCAGCCAUGGCCUACAAGAGAAACCCCAUGAGGUCUGAACGCAUCACCGCCCUUGGCCGCAAGCUCGCCCGUCUGCCGGCCAACUUCACCGCCACGUUUGAGACGCAGUGGUUUGAGAGGACACUCGAUGACAGCGCCAUCCGCCGGAUGGACAUUCCCGAGAUGUUCCUGCUUGCCGACUCCAUCCUCCUGGCACUCGACAACGUCACAAACGGUCUCGUCAUCUACCCGAGCGUUAUCCGGUCCCGCAUCGACCAGGAGCUUCCGUUCAUGGCCACCGAGUCCAUCCUGAUGAAGCUUGCCGCCCAUGGGGUCUCCCGCCAAGACGCCCACGAGGAGAUCCGUGUCCUGUCACACCAAGCUAGCGAUGUCGUGAAACAGCAGGGCGGUCGCAACGAUUUGCUCGAGCGCAUCAAGAGAACCGAGUUCUUCAAGCCCGUUUGGAACGACAUCGACAGCCUUGUCGACCCCAAGCUGUUCAUCGGCAACUGCCCCAAGAUCGUCGAGGACUACUGCAACGGAGAGGUUGCGAAGAAGCUGGCGAAAUACAAAGAAGUCCUGGACAAGGCGUCGACAGCACAGCUCUCCAUCUGA
Messenger RNA from Chaetomium strumarium, 1431 nucleotides. Its product is annotated as L-Aspartase-like protein. Gene Ontology annotation, molecular function: N6-(1,2-dicarboxyethyl)AMP AMP-lyase (fumarate-forming) activity; (S)-2-(5-amino-1-(5-phospho-D-ribosyl)imidazole-4-carboxamido) succinate lyase (fumarate-forming) activity. Gene Ontology annotation, biological process: 'de novo' AMP biosynthetic process. Gene Ontology annotation, cellular component: cytosol. Lineage: Eukaryota; Fungi; Ascomycota; Sordariomycetes; Sordariales; Chaetomiaceae. The coding region runs from base 1 to 1431 and encodes 476 amino acids. The transcript has 18 exons. The record is from RefSeq and is a predicted model, not a curated record.